This is a messenger RNA of Ananas comosus (pineapple), 1214 nucleotides long. RefSeq lists its product as uncharacterized. The record is from RefSeq and is a predicted model, not a curated record. The transcript has 2 exons. Lineage: Eukaryota; Viridiplantae; Streptophyta; Magnoliopsida; Poales; Bromeliaceae. The coding region runs from base 268 to 972 and encodes 234 amino acids.
UAAUAAUUUCUCUUUGUCGGGUUGGGUGGGGUCGGGUCGCUCUUCUUCCUAAUCCUAAUUUGCUCUCUCCGUUUCCCUAAUCCCCUCCCCACCACCACCACCACCACCUGAUCUGAAACUCAUAAUAAGAAGAAGAAGAAGAAGAAGAAGAAGAAGAAGAAGAAGAAGAAGAAGAAGAAGGAGAUUGAUUUUUCCGCUACACUUCUUAUCCUCCUCUCUCCCUCCACACGCAGCGGCGCGCGCGCGCACACACACAGAGAGACAACAAUGUCCCCCACUCACCCUCUCUUCCUCCUCCUCCUCCUCCAAACCCUAGUAAUAACAACAACAACAACAACCCUAGCCCUAGCGAGCUCGAGCUCGAGCUCGACGCCGACGCCGACGCCGUGGCCGCGGCAGUUCCACGCGCUGCUGUUCAUGAACUACAGCGGGAAGCUGUCGAUGAUCGACCUGUGGUACGACUGGCCGAACGGGCGCAACUUCAACAUCAUCCAGGAGCAGCUGGGCGGGCCCCCCUUGCGGGACCUGGAGUGGAACAACGGCACCUCCUUCUUCUACACGCUCUCCCCGCCCCUCCGCUGCCGCUCCGCCCAGCUCGACGUCGGCAUCCUCCGCCCCGACUGGCUCGCCGGCGCCGACUACCUCGGCACCCGCUCCGUCGACGGCUUCCUCUGCAACGUCUGGACCAAGGCCGACGGCUUCAUCACCUACUUCGAGGACGUCCUCACCAACCGCCCCGUCCACUGGGUCUUCUACACAGGACGACAAGCUCACGUGAUGACAUUUGAAGUGGGCAAGUAUCUCGAGGACGCCGAGUGGCAGGCCCCUGUUUAUUGCUUUGAUAAGGGGGAGGACGAAGAAGAAGAAGAAGAAGAAGAAGAGAGAGUAGAACAACCACAAUCUAUCGCCUCCGAUGUCUUUGAUCAGAAUCUCAUGCACAAGAGGUCCUUGCGAGGCUUAGUUGGGUCUUAAAACAACUUGCAUCAUCUAUGCUAUGGUUUUCUAAUUCUCGCAUUUGAGGAUGUUUCUAGUACUGCUGUUGUAGCAAUGUAAUGUAAUGAAAUGUGCACGACUGAUCGUGCUGAGUUUGUCUUUUGUAAGCACUAUUUCUUCUUCCGAAAUAAAGCUUUCCUUGUAAAUACUGCAGAACUGUAAUGUUGUUCUAGUUUUGAUGUAUAACAUCAUUCUGUGGCAGAAUUUGAUCUUCUUCUUUC